Molecule: messenger RNA, 2130 nt
Organism: Heterostelium album PN500
Lineage: Eukaryota; Evosea; Eumycetozoa; Acytosteliales; Acytosteliaceae
Gene: nadsyn1
Product: glutamine-dependent NAD+ synthetase
Exons: 2
Coding region: 1-2130 (709 amino acids)
Biological process (GO): NAD+ biosynthetic process
Cellular component (GO): cytoplasm
Molecular function (GO): ATP binding; NAD+ synthase (glutamine-hydrolyzing) activity; glutaminase activity
Source: RefSeq, a predicted model, not a curated record
AUGGUAAAAGCAGUUACACUCGCAACUUGUAAUCUAAAUCAAUGGGCAUUAGAUUUUAAAGGUAAUCUAGAAAGAAUUAUUGAAUCGAUCAAGAUUGCUAAAAAUAAUGGAGCAAAAUAUAGAUUAGGACCAGAGCUUGAAAUUUCUGGUUAUGGUUGUGAAGAUCAUUUCUAUGAACAAGAUACACAUAUUCAUAGUUGGAUGUCGGUUGCCACUCUGUUGGAUAGCGAUUUGACUAAUGAUAUUAUUGUGGAUGUUGGAAUGCCUGUCUUACAUAAGGGCGUUAGAUACAAUUGUAGAGUGAUACUCUAUAACAAACAGAUUGUGUUGAUCACACCGAAAAAGGCACUGGCAAUGGAUGGCAACUAUCGUGAGAAUCGUUGGUUCACUCCGUGGCUGAAACCACGUACUCUAGAGACAUACUACUUGCCAAAGUCUAUCAGUGAUAUAACGGGACAAGAGAGUUGUCCGAUUGGUGACGCGAUCAUCUCGACGCUCGACACUGCGAUCGCUUCGGAGACCUGCGAGGAACUGUUCCUUCCAAACUCACCGCAUAUCGAGAUGGGACUGGACGGCGUUGAAAUCAUCACAAACGGCUCGGGUUCACAUCAUCAGUUGAGAAAGCUGUGUACACGUGUCGACCUGAUAAAGUCGGCCACCUCGAAAUCCGGUGGAAUCUACUUGUAUGCCAAUCAGCAGGGAUGUGAUGGUGGACGUCUUUACUACGACGGCUGUUGCAUGGUGAUGAUCAACGGUGAUUGCGUUGCACAGGGCAGUCAGUUCUCGUUGAACGACGUCGAAGUCAUCAUUGCCACACUCGACCUCGACGACGUGCGUUCUUUCCGUGCCAGUUUCAUGAGUCGUUGCUCACAGGCAACACUCACCGAGGAGUUCCCUCGUGUGCGUUGUCUCAUUCGUAUGUCGAAUGCACCGAAUGAAUGUCCACCGCGUCUCGACCGCGUCACCCCGAUACACUAUAUUUCGCCAGUUGAAGAGAUUGGAUAUGGUCCAGCUUGUUGGUUGUGGGACUACCUCAGACGUUCCGGUUUGAACGGUUACUAUCUCCCAUUGUCGGGUGGCGCUGACAGCGCUGCAACAGCAGCAAUCGUUGCUAUAAUGUGUCAGCUGGUAGUGAUGGAUGUGAGCAAAAAGUCGGAGCAGGUUAUUCGCGAUGUUCAGAGAAUCACCAACGAUAAAAACUACAUCCCAACCGACGCCAAAGAGUUGGCAAGCAGAAUAUUCUUCACCGCCUAUCUGGCAACGAAAAACAGUUCCAAAGAGACACGUGAUCGUGCUGCUCUGAUUGCUUCACAGGUCGGUGCUAUUCACAAAGUUGUCGAGAUUGACCAGAUUACAGACUCGUUCGGACAGGCAUUCUCAACAAUAACCAACAAGAUUCCAAAGUUCAAAGUACAGGGAGGAAGCAAUCGUGAGAAUUUGGCAUUGCAAAACGUACAGGCCAGAGCGAGAAUGGUGAUGUCCUAUCAUUUGGCAACACUGCUGCUCUGGGAAGCUGGAAGAGAAGGUUCACUGCUUGUUCUGGGCAGUGCGAAUGUCGAUGAAAGUCUGCGUGGCUACAUGACCAAGUAUGACUGUUCGAGUGCCGACAUUAACCCAAUUGGUGGCAUCUCCAAAGUUGAUUUGAAACGCUUCUUGAAAUGGGCAGCCGAACAUAAGAAUCUGCCAGCUCUACUCGAUGUCCUCACGGCCACACCAACCGCCGAGUUGGAACCAACCACUGAAAACUAUGUGCAAUCCGAUGAGGUCGAUAUGGGUAUGACCUACGAGGAGCUCAAUGAGUUUGGAAGACUUAGAAAGAUCAAUCGUUGUGGACCAGUCACAAUGUUUGAGCGUUUGGUAGCCGAUUGGAAUCAUUUGAAACCAGAGAUUGUGGCUGAAAAGGUGAAGCGAUUCUUUUAUUAUUAUGCCAUCAAUAGACACAAAAUGACAACAAUCACACCAUCCUAUCAUGCUGAGGCAUAUUCACCCGAUGACAAUCGUUAUGACCACCGUCCAUUCCUCUACAACACCAAAUGGGAUUCACAAUUCAAGUUGAUCGACGAGUUGGUAACACGUUACACUUCUUGUAAAUCUGUAAAACAAGAACAACCUCUACCAACUCAACUUUAA